AUGGAAUCUGGUGAUGCUUCAGAAUUGAAGCGGAAAGCUUUGAAUCCUUCAGCUUCCAGGAGAGAGCAAGCUGGUAACGCGGAAAGUAUUGAUGCGUCGUCAGCUAAUCCAUCAGAGCCAUCGGGUGAAGCUGGUUCGCGUUCAAACGCAGUGGCAAUCUUAUUGCCUGCUGACAACUAUAUCCUUUUUGGAAGAGGGAAGUCUUGUAAUAAUCAUCCAGGGAACAAAGAGAUGCGGCGCAACAUCGAAAGGUAUAGAGACCAAUAUCAAUUGUCGGCUCGCGGCGAGAAGUAUAAGCUGGUGAGGAAAGUUUACGACGAGCUGGUGGAGGCAGGCAUGAAGUUCUUGAAGCCUGCAGAGGGCCAAGAUGGAUGGGUGGAAGUAGAUGCUGAAGCUGCGAUACUAAAGGUGGGCCAUGCACUCAGGAGUUCAAGGGGCGGGAGCACUUCGAAAGCUGCAAAGAGUGGGCAUGUUCCUGUGGGCGAUGGGGAUUUCCCUGGAACCAAUACCGGAGCCAAUGCUGGGGAAUCCUUGCAAAAUUCUUCUAUAGCUGCUCCAACUGGAACUGUGCAACAGCAGUGGGCUGGACUCCAAGGGCUUCCAGGUUGGUCGUCGCAAAUGUCAACCAGCUUGCCAACAAGCACCGGCUUUGCACAAGAAGGCGCUGGUGAAGCUUUGCAACAUUACUUGACUGCCGCGCAAAGUGGAAACGUUCAAGAACAAAUACCUGGACUUCAGGCUGCAAUUCAGGCCCUGACAGGUUUGCCAACACCGGGUGGAAGAGGUGCAUCAAUGGGUGAUAGUCUGCUGCCUCAAGAUACAGCCGGAAUCGGGGGGAAUGACACAUUAAAUAUAUUGGAACACUAUCGGAAGGAAAUGGAGCUAGAAGGACUACGAUCGUGGUUGUUGGGGCCUAACGGUCCAACGACACUAACCAACGCUCUCUCGUCCCUGAAUCCAAACGAGCUCUAUGCAAUGGCCGAGCAUGACGAACAGCUUCGCCAACUGUUGAUGCUUUACGUAUCCAGAAAGACUGGAGCAUAUUCGGGGCAAUCAGGAGAGGGAGGCUCAGGUCCCUUCGACCCACGUGGAUAUCACCAAUAA
Molecule: messenger RNA, 1104 nt
Organism: Cylindrotheca closterium
Lineage: Eukaryota; Bacillariophyta; Bacillariophyceae; Bacillariales; Bacillariaceae
Source: the annotation of a GenBank genome assembly